ACAUCAAUUAUUUAUUUCGUGAAUAUAUAGGAUAUAUCGACACCGUCGACGCAUUCCUUCGGCCUUUGUAUUUGGUCUUUUUGUCUUUUGCAUUUCAUGAAUAUGUAUGUGGCCCGAUCGUGAUGUACCACACGGUUGACAUACGCACCAUCGACGUGUCACAAAAUCGAUGCUCCGAGACACGUGCUCGGUGGGCCACAAUCUUCGCAACUACGCCACCCUCGUUGCGUCGCAUUUUCCGUCUUUAAUUCGUCAGCCGUUCGGCGUGAAGCUAAACGGUUGCGAUGCCUCCGGCUUAGGUCAAUGACGCCGAUCAUCGAGUUGUAAACCGAGUGGUUCCACGCUACUGUCGUUCGUGUGUGCGUCAGCGCUGACAUCGCGCGCAUUUUGACGGCAGUCCUCGUAAGAGAUAAGACGGAAAAGGAGUGCGGAGAGCGCCGGCUCAUGGCGAACCUGCAGCGGCGGGUCCACGCCCUGGCUGUCCCGUUCCCGGCGUCGGGACACAUGCUGCCCCUCCUCGACCUCGCCCACCUCCUUUCCGCUCGCUACGGCUUCGCCGUCACCAUCGUCGUCACCCCAAAGAACCUUCCCCACCUCUCCCCGCUCCUCGCUCGCUGCCCCACCGUCGCCCCCCUCGUUCUCCCCUUCCCCGACAACACCAACCUUCCCCCCGGGGUGGAGAACGCUGGGCCGCUUUACGACGUCCGCCUCCUGAUGCGCGAGCUGAGCGGCCUCCACGACCCGCUCCUCCGCUGGGCCCGCUCCUGGACUGAUCCCCCCACCGCGGUCCUCGCUGACUUCUUCUGCGGCUGGACGAACGGCCUCGCGACCGAGCUGGGAAUCCCCCGCCUCGUCUUCAGCCCCUCCGGCGCGCUCUGCCUCGCCCUUGGCCACUCGCUGUGGCGCCGGAUGCCAAACAUAUCGGAUCCUGACGACCCCGACGAGCUCGUCCCCUUCCCCUCCCUCCCAAGAUCCCCCCUUUACCCCUGGCGCCACCUCUCGGCCAUCUACCGGAGGUACGAGGAGGGCGACCCCUUGUCGGAGUUCAUAAAGGCGUCAUUUCUGGCCAACAUCGGCAGCUGGGGUUUCGUAUUCAACACCUUCGCCGAGAUCGAGAAGCCAUAUCUGGAACACCUGCGGGACGACCUCGGCCACGCGCGCGUCUGGGGCGUGGGGCCCCUGGCGCCUCCCGGGGGCGGCGGUGAGCGUGGCGGGCCGAGCUUGGUCGGUGCCGAGGAGGUGGCCGCUUGGCUUGGCAACUGCGCGGAGGGUUCGGUGGUGUACGUGGCCUUCGGAAGCCUCGCAGUGCUGUCGCCCGCACAGGCGGUGGCGCUCGCGGCGGGGCUGGAGCAAAGCGGCGCGCGGUUCGUGUGGGCGACCAGGGGCGUGGUGCCGCUGCCGGAGGGGUUCGAGGAACGGGUGGCGGGGCGGGGGCUAGUGAUCCAGGGGUGGGCGCCGCAGGUGGCGAUACUGAACCACCCGGCGGUGGGAUCAUUCGUGACCCACUGCGGGUGGAACUCGGUGCUGGAGGCGGUGGCUGCGGGGGUGGCGUUGCUGACGUGGCCGAUGGGGGCGGACCAGUUCUCGAACGCCAGGCUGCUGGAGGAGGAGGUCGGGACGGGGGUGAAAGCAUGCAAGGGCGGCGACGCGGUGCCGGACCCAGACGAGCUGGCGCGCGUCGUGGCCGAGUCGGUAGGCGAGGCGGGGAGGGCGCGGAGGGAGAAGGCGCGGGAGCUGGCGAGGAGGGCUGCGGCGGCGGUGGAGGUGGGCGGGAGCUCUUACAUGGAGUUGUCGGAGGUGGCUCCGAUUCCCAAGCAAGAUGCGAUCUUUUUCCCCCACAAGGUGAACCCUGACGCAAAGAAACCCUUGCUCGCGCCGAUGAUUAGCUGGGCAUGGGUGUGCUCCCGGCCGAGGAAGCUCGCGAGAUCGAGGAUGAGAGAAGCGGGUGGAGGACGAUAGUCCCACAUCGGGAGAUAGGAAGCCAGGACUGGUGAGGGUGGGCUAUACGAGGAACGGGAGGGGCUUAAGUUGAAGAUUAAAAGGGUCGGUUGGCUAUGUAUGCCACGCCCACCCCUUGUGUUGGUGGGUGCUGUAUGGCUAUCAAGACAUAUGGCCGACAUAAUUUGUGGAACUAUCUAUAGGGUUGGCUCGCUCGGCCGACCCUCCAA
Molecule: messenger RNA, 2168 nt
Organism: Musa acuminata subsp. malaccensis (wild Malaysian banana)
Lineage: Eukaryota; Viridiplantae; Streptophyta; Magnoliopsida; Zingiberales; Musaceae
Product: UDP-glycosyltransferase 89B2-like
Molecular function (GO): UDP-glucosyltransferase activity
Source: RefSeq, a predicted model, not a curated record